AUGCGCCUCUACUUCUCUUCGACCAAGGUCACCGAUACAGUGAUUUCAGACGAGCACAAUCGUCCGCUCUACGCCACCUCAUCCAGUACAUACUUGCGCCAUACGCAAAUCCUCAAGUGCACACCUACAGCACCGACACCCGUGAACUUCGCCACCAUAGACUUCCACAACUUUAGUCCCGAUUAUCUGACCCUGAGAGGGGAGAAGUUCAAGGUCACGGACUUCCUCGAAAGGCCGGUGUUGAAUUCAAAUCGCAGAGAGUUCGUCCUUGCGAACGGUACCAAGUUUGUAUGCCAAUGGGUGGCGAACAUCUGGAGACUCUCCCUCCUUGACGGUCCCGAGGUCGGCCGUUCGCACGUGUACUUGCCAGGACUCAACGGGGACACGCCUAACCCAUCCUUCAUCGAGUUUAGCGACGACCCGCGUGUGCUGAACUCGUUGGACGAUCUCAUCGUGAUAUACGUAUACACGCGAUUCAGGCAUGAGCAUGACGUGACGAGGCGUAGGAGAGAGCGUUCUAGUGGCUUGGGAAUGGCAGGUGGCGGAGUGGACUUGCCUGACUCGGGCGUGGGGAUCAGUGACAGUAGUAGUGGUGGCUUCUUCGACAGUGGCAUUGGCAGUUCGACGGAUAUGUGA
Molecule: messenger RNA, 636 nt
Organism: Peniophora sp. CBMAI 1063
Lineage: Eukaryota; Fungi; Basidiomycota; Agaricomycetes; Russulales; Peniophoraceae
Source: the annotation of a GenBank genome assembly